Pan troglodytes (chimpanzee) is the source of this 2833-nucleotide messenger RNA. RefSeq names its product N-acetylneuraminate pyruvate lyase (gene NPL). Lineage: Eukaryota; Metazoa; Chordata; Mammalia; Primates; Hominidae. The transcript has 15 exons. The record is from RefSeq and is a predicted model, not a curated record. Gene Ontology annotation, biological process: carbohydrate metabolic process. Gene Ontology annotation, molecular function: N-acetylneuraminate lyase activity. Bases 495 to 1457 code for a protein of 320 amino acids.
GGGUGAGCCGCGUGCUCUCGGGCACCCAGCCGCCAGUUCGGAUGCUUCCGAUCCUCGGGGAGCCGGGGCGCUGCGCCGGAGUCACUUCAGCCCAUGUUGUUCAGGUGACACCCGGGGAAGAGCAGACUCCAGUGUGCAAAACGUUUCGGGGUUUCCGGGCCAGCGGUUCCGGGCGCGCCUCGCGGGCGGCGGCGCAGAACUACAACCCCCAGGCUCCCUGGCGUGGCGGCACGUGGGCCCGAGCCGGGCGGCCGCGGAUAUAAAGCGCGGCGGCGGCUGCCGGGCGGAGCGGCCGCACGGACAAUAGCGGAGGCCUGGCUAUACCUGCUGGAAUGGAUAAAGUGAGCUUUAAAAGUUGAUCAGACCGAAGAGAUUGAAGUGAGAGAACCACAGGAACAAAGGCAAGCAGACAAACAGCGAAAGAAGGGGAAACUGAAGCAGAAAGAGGUUACUUAAUGGGCUCAAGGUCACCUACCUGACCUACCAGCAGCUCAAUGGCCUUCCCAAAGAAGAAACUUCAGGGUCUUGUGGCUGCAACCAUCACGCCAAUGACUGAGAAUGGAGAAAUCAACUUUUCAGUAAUUGGUCAGUAUGUGGAUUAUCUUGUGAAAGAACAGGGAGUGAAGAACAUUUUUGUGAAUGGCACAACAGGAGAAGGCCUGUCCCUGAGUGUCUCAGAGCGUCGCCAGGUUGCAGAGGAGUGGGUGACAAAAGGGAAGGACAAGCUGGAUCAGGUGAUAAUUCACGUAGGAGCACUGAGCUUGAAGGAGUCACAGGAACUGGCCCAACAUGCAGCAGAAAUAGGAGCUGAUGGCAUCGCUGUCAUUGCACCGUUCUUCCUCAAGCCAUGGACCAAAGAUAUCCUGAUUAAUUUCCUAAAGGAAGUGGCUGCUGCCGCCCCUGCCCUGCCAUUUUAUUACUAUCACAUUCCUGCCUUGACAGGGGUAAAGAUUCGUGCUGAGGAGUUGUUGGAUGGGAUUCUGGAUAAGAUCCCCACCUUCCAAGGGCUGAAAUUCAGUGAUACAGAUCUCUUAGACUUCGGGCAAUGUGUUGAUCAGAAUCGCCAGCAACAGUUUGCUUUCCUUUUUGGGGUGGAUGAGCAACUGUUGAGUGCUCUGGUGAUGGGAGCAACUGGAGCAGUGGGCAGUACCUAUAACUACCUGGGAAAAAAGACAAACCAGAUGUUGGAGGCUUUUGAACAAAAGGACUUCUCUUUAGCCCUGAACUACCAGUUUUGUAUCCAGAGAUUUAUCAACUUUGUUGUCAAACUAGGUUUUGGAGUGUCACAGACCAAAGCCAUCAUGACUCUGGUCUCUGGGAUUCCAAUGGGCCCACCCCGGCUUCCACUGCAGAAAGCCUCCAGGGAGUUUACUGAUAGUGCUGAAGCUAAACUGAAGAGCCUGGAUUUCCUUUCUUUCACUGAUUUAAAGGAUGGAAACUUGGAAGUUGGUAGCUAGUGCCUCUCUAUCAAAUCAGGGUUUGCACCUUGAGACAUAAUCUACCUUAAAUAGUGCAUUUUUUUCUCAGGGAAUUUUAGAUGAACUUGAAUAAACUCUCCUAGCAAAUGAAAUCUCACAUCAAUCAACAAGCAUUGAGGUACCUUUUGUGAGCCUUAAAAAGUCUUAUUUUGUGAAGGGGCAAAAACUCUAGGAGUCACAACUCUCAGUCAUUCAUUUCACAGAUUUUUUUGUGGAGAAAUUUCUGUUUAUAUGGAUGAAAUGGAAUCAAGAGGAAAAUUGUAAUUGAUUAAUUCCAUCUGUCUUUAGGAGCUCUCAUUAUCUCGGUCUCUGGUUCCUAAUCCUAUUUUAAAGUUGUCUAAUUUUAAACCACUAUAAUAUGUCUUCAUUUUAAUAAAUAUUCAUUUGGAAUCUAGGAAAACUCUGAGCUACUGCAUUUAGGCAGGCACUUUAAUACCAAACUGUAACAUGUCUCAACUGUAUACAACUCAAAAUACACCAGCUCAUUUGGCUGCUCAGUCUAACUCUAGAAUGGAUGCUUUUGAAUUCAUUUCGAUGUCACCACUUUUCGCUCUUCAAAAACACUGGGUCAGAAAACUCAAAACUCAAAGUUUCAAAGAACCAAAGGACUCUUCCUCUGGGCACCACAAACUUCCCCUUCCUCCACCGAGAAGACUGUCUCUCCCGCAGGACCCUGAAUUAUUGAAAUCGAAGGCUGACUUCCUUUCUGCAGUGAGCCCAGGCGCUAAUGUUAUUAUCCUGUCACACUUGCAACUAGUUACUUUUGUUUAGUGAUAGAAGAUUUGGGGAGGACCGAAAGGACUCACAACUUUCUCUCCAUACCUCCUUUUACUCUUUUCUUUCUGUGUAAUGUAUCAACAACUGUUUAAUCUCCCUUCUAACAAACCUUGAUAUAAGUUUUCUGAUAUCAAAGUAUAUUGACAGUUAACCCUUACUGAUUUUAAACUUGACUAUCCAGUCUGUUAAUUACCUAAGAUUUUGUUUUCAUUUCAUCUCUAAUUGUUUUGAUCAUUGGCAGAGAAAGAGUAUUUGAAAUUCAUAUCAGUUUUGCUCCUUAUUUUAAUCACUUUGAAUUAAAAAUAAAACUUUUUCAAAAUGCAAAUUUGAAAUUAUAAGUAGACUUCAAUUAUCUUUGCUAAUCCUCUCUUUAAUUAGUCAGCUAGUUAAAAGUUGGUUAUAUUCAUAUAUCCUCAACCCUCUUUUUGCCUUUGUAGCUUUUAAUUUCCUGAAAGAAGAAAAUGAGUUGUUAGUUUUUGGUUCUGAGGAUGUGAUAUCCUUACUUACUGAUACUAAAGCCAAAUUUAAAUUUUAAAAUUAAUUCUUGGGUAUCCAAUAAACAAAGAACUAUUUUUCUA